AGGGAGAUGGGCAGCCCUGGGGGCUUUGGAGCAGAGGAGCCACAGGGUCUGGCUUUUAUUUGAAAAGAGCCUUCGGUUGCUGCAUUAAGAACAGAUGAUGAGAGGCAGGGUGGGGAGUCCCGGUACCAGAGAGGGGCCCGCAGGAAACAGAUUUUCUGCAGAUGAGCUCCUGACUGUUGCUUUGCCCUCCCCACAACACAUGGCCAUGGUGGGUGUGGCAGGGUGCGCGCACAUCACGGCCCAGCCUCUCUUGCUGCAUCUGCUGAUGAGAUGUCCUGUGGGACGAGUGUUUCUGGAAGUCCUGCCUACACUCAGCUGGAGAGUGAAGCUAUGGGCUGACACCUUCGGCGGGGACCUGUAUAACACUGUGACCAAAUACUCGGGCUCCCUCUUGCUGCAGAAGAAGUACAAGGAUGUGGAGUCCAGUCUGAAGAUCGAGGAGGUGGAUGGCUUGGAGCUGGUGAGGAAGUUCUCAGAGGACAUGGAGAACAUGCUGCGGAGGAAAGUCGAGGCCGUCCAGAAUCUGGUGGAGGCUGCCGAGGAGGCCGACCUGAACCACGAAUUCAAUGAAUCCCUGGUGUUCGACUAUUACAACUCGGUCCUGAUCAACGAGAGGGACGAGAAGGGCAACUUCGUGGAGCUGGGUGCCGAGUUCCUCCUGGAGUCCAAUGGGCACUUCAGCAACCUGCCCGUGAACACCUCCAUCAGCAGCGUGCAGCUGCCCACCAAUGUGUACAACAAAGACCCAGAUAUUUUAAAUGGAGUCUACAUGUCUGAAGCCUUGAAUGCUGUCUUUGUGGAGAACUUCCAGAGAGACCCAACAUUGACCUGGCAAUAUUUUGGCAGUGCAACUGGAUUCUUCAGGAUCUAUCCAGGUAUAAAAUGGACACCUGAUGAGAAUGGAGUCAUUACUUUUGACUGCCGAAACCGCGGCUGGUACAUUCAAGCUGCUACUUCUCCCAAGGACAUAGUGAUUUUGGUGGACGUGAGCGGCAGUAUGAAGGGGCUGAGGAUGACUAUUGCCAAGCACACCAUCACCACCAUCUUGGACACCCUGGGGGAGAAUGACUUUGUUAAUAUCAUUGCGUACAAUGACUACGUCCAUUACAUCGAGCCUUGUUUUAAAGGGAUCCUUGUCCAGGCGGAUCGAGACAAUCGAGAGCAUUUCAAACUGCUGGUGGAGGAGUUGAUGGUCAAAGGUGUGGGAGUCGUGGACCAAGCCCUGAGAGAAGCCUUCCAGAUCCUGAAGCAGUUCCAAGAGGCCAAGCAAGGAAGCCUCUGCAACCAGGCCAUCAUGCUCAUCAGCGAUGGUGCCGUGGAGGACUACGAGCCGGUGUUUGAGAAGUAUAACUGGCCAGACUGUAAGGUCCGAGUUUUCACUUACCUCAUUGGGAGAGAAGUGUCUUUUGCUGACCGCAUGAAGUGGAUCGCAUGCAACAACAAAGGCUACUACACGCAGAUCUCAACGCUGGCGGACACCCAGGAGAACGUGAUGGAAUACCUGCACGUGCUCAGCCGCCCCAUGGUCAUCAACCACGACCACGACAUCAUCUGGACAGAGGCCUACAUGGACAGCAAGCUCCUCAGCUCACAGGCUCAGAGCCCGACACUGCUCACCACUGUGGCCAUGCCAGUCUUCAGCAAGAAGAAUGAAACGCGAUCCCAUGGCAUUCUUCUGGGUGUGGUAGGCUCAGAUGUGGCCCUGAGAGAGCUGAUGAAGCUGGCGCCCCGGUACAAGCUUGGAGUACACGGAUACGCCUUUCUGAACACCAACAACGGCUACAUCCUCUCCCAUCCCGACCUCCGGCCCCUGUACAGAGAGGGGAAGAAACUAAAACCCAAACCUAACUACAACAGUGUGGAUCUCUCCGAAGUGGAGUGGGAAGACCAGGCUGAAUCCCUGAGAACAGCCAUGAUCAAUAGGGAAACAGGUACUCUCUCGAUGGAUGUGAAGGUUCCGAUGGAUAAAGGGAAGCGAGUUCUUUUCCUGACCAAUGACUACUUCUUCACGGACAUCAGCGACACCCCUUUCAGUUUGGGGGUGGUGCUGUCCCGGGGCCACGGAGAAUACAUCCUUCUGGGGAACACGUCUGUGGAAGAAGGUGACUGCAAAGGUGAUGAGAAAGGAGGCCGGAAAGAGGAGGGAAGCCUGUAUUCAUUUGCUGAGGCUCCCAGCACAAAGUGCCGUAAACAUGGCCUGCACGACUUGCUUCACCCAGACCUGGCCCUGGCCAGUGACUGGAUCUACUGCAUCACGGAUAUUGACCCGGACCACCGGAAGCUCAGCCAGCUAGAGGCCGUGAUCCGCUUCCUCACCAGGAAGGACCCAGACCUGGAGUGUGACGAGGAGCUGGUCCGGGAGGUGCUGUUUGACGCAGUGGUGACAGCCCCCAUGGAAGCCUACUGGACAGCGCUGGCCCUCAACAUCUCUGAAGAGUCCGAGCAGCUGGUGGACAUGGCCUUCCUGGGCACCCGGGCUGGCGUCCUGAGAAGCAGCUUGUUCGUGGGCUCCGAGAAGGUCUCCGACAGAAAGUUCCUGACGCCGGAAGACGAGGCCAGCGUGUUCACCCUGGACCGCUUCCCGCUGUGGUACCGCCAGGCCUCAGAGCAUCCUGCUGGCAGCUUCGUCUUCAACCUCCGCUGGGCAGAAGGACCAGAAAGUGCGGGUGAGCCCAUGGUGGUGACAGCAAGCACAGCUGUGGCGGUGACCGUGGACAAGAAGACAGCCAUCGCUGCAGUGCAGCACUGUGGACGGGCCGUGCAGACAGAGCUGCGAGGACAGCGAUCUGGACUGCUUCGUCAUCGACAACAACGGGUUCAUUCUGAUCUCCAAGAGGUCCGAAGAGCUCUGACCAUGCAGCCUGAACUGUGCUGGGUUAUGGGAGGGCACCCGGCCGGAGAGCCCACCUGGCACACAGCAGACACUCGAUAACUGUGUGGAGAACUGAACUGGCCUGAGAGUGAGGGCUGGAGGUAGCAGGCGCUAGACUGGGAGGUGAGUGGAAGACAGGGCGGCGGAGAGUCUGGGGCUGAUGCCACUUGUUCAGCUGUCCGACCCUCUGUCCGUCCAUCUGUUUUUGCUGUUUUUAAAAAAACUUAUUCAUUUAACAACUCUGUAGCAGUUAUCCAUUGCUGCAUAACAAAUUAUCGCACAAAGAGUGGGAGUGCCUUUACAACCACAAGACUUAAAAUCUGGCAGUUUCUGUGGGUGAGGGGUCUGGGUGCAGCUGGCUCAGGGUCUUGCACAAGGCUACAGUAUCAAGGUCCCCAGGGCUGCUGUCAUUUCCAGGCUUGACUGGAGAAGGAUCUGCAUCCAGUCACACGUUGGCAGCAUUGAGUUCCUCCAGGGCUGUGAGGUGGAGGCCUCCUCUCCCAUCACAGGGCAGCUUACAGCUCAAAGUUCCUUCAUCAGACCGAGCAAACCAGGUGGAAGUCACAGUCUUUUGAAACCUGAUGUCAGAAGUGACACCCCAUCACUUUUACCAUAUUCUGCUUGCUAGAAACAAGUUACUAUGUCCAACCUAUACUCAAGGAGGGGCUUACACAAGGGCAGGACUGCCAGGAGGCCGGGAUCGUUGUGAACCGCUUUAGAGUCUGCCCACCACCAACUCCCACCAACCAACCCAAACCUGCCCCUCUUCCCCAAACACACAAGCACCAUCGAGGGCCACAAGGCCUGGCCUCCCCUAACUCAUUCACUCCUCGCUGCUCCUCCCUGCUUAUCUCUAGGCCUCCAGCGUGGCUGAAGGACGGAAGCCCCAGCAUCUGGGAGCUUGUUAGAGAUGCAGAUUUCCAGGGUCCCACCCCAGACCUAGGGACUCAGGCACUCCGGGGCUGGGGUCCAGCAGUCUGCUCAAAGGGGCCCGCCAGGUGACUGGGUGCAUGGUGGGUUGAGAACCCUCCCCAGGCCUCAUGGCUGCUGUGGAUCUGGAUGCACUUUAGCUGGCUGCUGUCACUUUCCUGACUGGGCAAAUGUGUCAAAAGCUUCCAGCGACUCCUUGUCCCUGCUAGGGUUCACCCAGGGUCCUGGAGAGAGAAGCCUGUUGAGCUACAGAUGCAAAGAUUCUUCCCAAAGUCCUUGCACGCCCUCCUCCCCAUAGUCAGUGAGUGGGGAAACCACAAGGCCCCAUCUGCAGCCAGCCCAAGGGAGUGGCCGCGUGGCUCUUUCUCAGCGCCGGUGGUGUUCCGGGCCUGCUGAUUAGACAUUUGGCCUCUCUUCCAGGCCAGGGCUCAUUCUUAAAAUAAUAAGAGUUAUGGAUGACAAGAUUGCAACCCUCGAUGUGGGGCCUAGAAAGAGAAGCAGACAGCUGGGGACAGACAAUGACAGCAGCUUUGUGGAGCUUUGUAAUAUUUAUAGCGGAUCUGUCACCCUGCAUCUGGGGACUCCGAUUCCUGUCAUUUGCUUCUGAGCAGCACCCACCCAUGGGAGCUUCAAAGUGGAUCUCCAAGGGGCAGCAACUGCAGCCUAGAAAAUCCGAGGCUCCAUCCCAGCACCUUUCCCUGAGGGACCUGGAUCUCUCAGAGCACAGCACCCUGCUCCCUCCACACCCCAGCCCAGUGAGCCCGGACGGGCAGGCCCUCAGAGCAGGGCGUCCCUUUCUGUUGUCAGGGGCGUCGGGCAUGCCUGUCUGGGCCUUGGCUCCUGUUUCUCUUCUCACUUCCCUGCCCCCUGCGGCCCGCCCAGCCCAGGCUCCUCAUCUUCAAGUCACUAUCCCAGUCUGGCACGCACUCCCAUCCUUUCCGCUCUGGGCAGCCUGCCUUGGCCAUCUUCCGGGGCACCACAUGCCCUGGCAGCAGUGCUCUCUCUGCCUUCUUGGCAUCCUAAAUGGCCCUGCUCCACUGGGCCCUCCAGGAAUAAAAUUAAUCCUGUCGUGGUCAGAGGCAGGCUCUUCAGGUGGCUUUCUGGGGAGUGCAGUGCCGCCCCACCCCCACCCUCCUCCUCCACAUCCCUCUCAGGCACCCCUGAGUGUCCAAAACACUCCUUAAGAGACUACAGCCUGGAGGACGGAGGGGCAGGUGAGGCUGCACAAGCCAGGAGCAGACAAAAGGAAGGUGAUCCCCACAUGAGCCAGACACAGGGACUUGAGUGUCCACAGGCCUUAGGAGGAUGAGCUCCCAUCUUUAGAGAAGAAACGGAGGCUGUCCCAGGUAAGGAGCACAUGGGACAUUUACUCCAUCUGUCACCAGAGUCAAGAGCACCCCUUCUCUCUGGGCACAGCCUCCCACAGCCCUGCAAAUUAGUCCAGGCCUGGGAGGGACUGGCCAAUCUCUCAUCACUUGGUCGCCUGCCUCUGCCCCCAUCAGCUUCCCCUGCAGGCUUCUGGGUGGUGCUCACAGGACCCGUCUCCCCCCGGCCUCCCUCCGGACUCGAAGGCCAGGCAGGGGGGGUCCUCGACUCUUUUGACCCAGCCCCAGAGUUCAGGCAGCCCAUGGGCCACUGCUUAUUUGUGAAUUGUCCCCCGUGAAAGGGGGGCUGGGGUGGUCAGGCCCCUGCAUUGUGCUAUGCUUUGGGUGCCACUCCACGGGCGGUCUGGGGCUCCCAAAUCGACAAGGCACCCACGCCGACGUUGGGACCUUGGCUUUGCAGGUCAAGGACUCUAUCUGAGUCGGGGAUUUGCCCUGACAAAGUGCAAAAGAAACUAUCAGCCAGGAAUUGUGUUCUGCUGCCAGAAGAGAAGUGGCUUAAACGACUAAAGGUUUAUUCUUUCAUAAAAGAAUGGAUGAAGGCAGCCUGGGCCCGGCCUGUCCCCAUCCGCACGAUCCCAGCAUAGCUGGAGGGGCUCCCGCCUUCGAGUCCACUUCCCAGAGCGUAAGGGCAAGGAUGGGGAAGAGGCAGGAGGCCUUGGGCCCGCUUCCCGGAAGUCCCUCCCAGCGGCUCUGCUCACAUUCCAUUGGCCAGUCCCUGCCGCAAGAACUACAGGGAAAUGUAGUCUUUUCGCUGAGCACAUGGCUGCCAUAAUUAAAGUCAGGCUGCCUAACUAAAGAAGACGGGGAGAAUGGAUAUUUUCUGCCGGAGUGACGAAUCCUAGAAAAAAUCAAGCUAGUUAUUUAUGGAGGGGGAUACAUUUUUCUAGUGUCCAGGAUACACAUCCUUGCUCUCAGGGACCUCUCUUCUCAGAAUCCAGGGUCUAAACCACAGGGUUGUUGGUGAAUAAGCUUAGAAUUAGGAAGGAGAAUGGGACAGGCUUGUAGGAAUUAAGACCAGCCUCGUCAGAAGCCUUGUCUCCACCCCGCUGCACUUUCCCAGGGAGCAGAAGACUCGGGUCAUUCAUUCCCUCACACAUUCCUUCAGCAAAUAUGCAUGGAAUAAUAACUGUGAACAGGACAUGGUGUGGUGCUGUGGGACAGAGGUGGAUUUCUGUCCCCUAGAAUCCUGCUGUCAGGCGAGGGAGUGACGGAGGGGACACACACACACACACACACACACACACACACACAGUAACUAGAAUAGCAAAAAGCAAGCCCCAGCUGAGAGAGUUCACUCUAGCUGGAGGCACCAGGGAGAGCUUUAGGGCUGCGCCACGAAGAGCAGGCAGGAUUUCAAUGCCUUUCACAUUCCCAUGUGCUGUUCUGUCCCUGGAAUGCCCUUGACCCUCCCUGCUGUCCCCCUGCCAUGCCCACUGCCUUCUUCCAUGCAGCCUGCCGGGGUUUUGGGUUCCCACUCCUUUCCACCUCUGUAGGAGGUGCAGGUUGUCAGCCAGCCCUGUCUGAGAGUUCGUGUGUUCCCUGUCUGUCCAUGCAAAAUAGUCUGAAGCUCUUGAUUUGUGUCCAUUUCAUUCAUCUUUGCAUCACACUCACCUGGUGAGUGCCUUAUGAAUAAAAGGUGUUAUGAAAUAGUUUUUGGUGGUCAGGCCAUUCCAGGUAAAGAGCUAGCAGAGUGUAGACAGACAAGUCUGAGUACCUUUGUCUGAAUCUGUUUUCCUGCUGCUUACUUUUGUAAUUGACCCGUCCAUUUUUAGAUUACAAUUUGCCAUGCAUUUUUAGUGGGUUGCAUCCUUACGUUUUAAUUUUAUAAGUCAGCUAUUUCCACUUAUACUAGAAAUACUGUAGGAUGUAAGGACUAUGUUUUGUUCUUUAAGUCCAAUUUGGAAAGUAAUACUUCCUGACUUCAUCCCAGAUUCCUGGCGUGGGCACAUCUGGGGACCUGUGGCCCCAUAUUGGCUGAUUAUAAGUCACAGCAUUAUGAACCACGGGCAUGGUACUGGGGUUAUUGUCCUGAAACUGCACCAUCAUCACUUACUUGAGAGAGAACUUCUCUGGUUGUUCAUUGGGUGUUCAGGAGUUGUGCGUUCUCACUAGCCUGUGUCUGGAAUAAAUCUCUAUUCCCUUCAGAAGGAUUGCUGGAGUCUCCUUGGCUGCCCAGGGCAGGCCCCAGGUGGGCACCCAGACACUGCCUGGCUUUCCUUGAGAUUGGCCAUGCCCAUGUGCCUCAGCUCCUGUACCAGCCUUGCAUUUCUUUUUAUUGGUAGUUAUCACACAUGUCAUCAUUUUGGGCCCUGGCAGCUAGAAAGCUCUCCAUGAAGAACUGACAUGGCCAUCAGCUUGGUUCCCACCUCCCUUCCCUACCAAAAUUCCACAUUGACUGAGUAUGUCCAGGUACCAAGAUACUUUGGGGAAUUCAGAGAUGAGUAAGACAUGGUCCUGUUCUCAUGCAGUUUUCAACCAACUAUCUUAUCAGGCAGAGUGAGAGUAGGACUCCACAGGCUGCCAGUGUGAAGCGGAAGGCCUUGUUCUGGCUGGGAAAGUUAGAAUCGAAAGACUUCCCAGCGAGGGUGAGGAAAAAAGUUCCUUGGCGUGAGGACAGAGAAAGGGUAAUCAGGGCAGGGACAACAGCCAAGCUGGACUGCGGACCUCUCCUCCUAACGAUGGCUGCCAUUUUUCAAGUAUUUACUGGGAGCCACACACUGGACACACGCCAUCCCCAAUUUUUAAGGACAGCCUACAAUAAAGUCGAAAUCCAACACGAAAGCCCAAGUUCUGCCACCCUACCAUGCUGAGAAAUGGCAGACUCAAGAGGCCAAGGCAGGUACACAGGCCAUGAGAGGUGGCAGAGUGGAGGGCCUGAGGCCAUUCUCAGUCAGCUAUGGGGCCACUGCCUGGCACAGGGCACAGAUGCCACAAAAUGCUGGCUGAUGGACAACAAAAGGGGAGCCAGGGGCAGGAGGGAGGGUCCUGUUUUAUUUUUUGGAAAUGAAGGCAAGAGUGACCCAUCCAUGUUGCAUUUGAGUAAGAUGACUCUGGCAGUGCCACAGGGACAAGAGAAGAGGUCAAUUAGGAGGGCAGGUGGGCAGUGGAGACAGGGCAAGGGAUCCGGUUAGGUCAUUGUCGUGGAGGGGACAAAUGACCAAUCCACAGGGCACAGUGAUUGUGGGAGGUGAUGGAGGGACAUCAAAAGCGACAGCAGCCCUCUCACACUGGGAAGAUGAGGACACCAGCGUGCAUGAGACAGGCGCUGCUUUUGACCUUGACCUGCAGAAACGUGUUUUAUAUCUGACCCAACACACACACACACACACACACAGCAUAUACAACAAAUCCAGUUUCAUAAAACAUUCUUUAACCUUGCUGCAAGUGAUUCACACAGAAUUGUUCCAAGGAAUUCUGUAUCAUUUAAAAAAUCAUAUUGCAGCCUCUAGGUUGGUCUCAUAGUCAGCCAGCGGGUGACUGCUUCCAGUUUAGGAAGCACCAGGCUGGACAGUAAGGAGGGAGCCAGGACCGGAGAGGGGCGUGGGUGGAAGGGUUCAGCUGGAUUAUGCUGAGAGGCAGUUAGAGGGAAAGCCCAGCUGGCACCAAAAGCCCCAACCUGAGCUGAAUAAAUAGUUCUGGACUCAGAAGGCUC
This is a messenger RNA of Symphalangus syndactylus (siamang), 8839 nucleotides long. RefSeq names its product calcium voltage-gated channel auxiliary subunit alpha2delta 4 (gene CACNA2D4). The record is from RefSeq and is a predicted model, not a curated record. Gene Ontology annotation, cellular component: voltage-gated calcium channel complex. NCBI's taxonomy places the organism in Eukaryota, Metazoa, Chordata, Mammalia, Primates, Hylobatidae. Gene Ontology annotation, molecular function: voltage-gated calcium channel activity.